CAACACGCUUCCUCGGCCGAGGUCUCUUUGCUUUCUCAGGACAUUUUGGAUUUCAUUAUUUGCAGCUGCAAUACUCCGGGCACCCACUCCACCCUCUUCCAUCUCCACGGCUUUCUCUUUUCUCAUCAACAUCCACGACAUCCGUGUCAGUGCCAUUCUCUUUAAACGACUGCUCUGCGCCCAUCCUGUCUCACGGCGCAUGGAGCAAAGCGACUAUCUUAUCACGCGAGGUUGAGCACGUUGAAGAGAAGAACAAGGAGCAGAUGGUGAUAGAGGCAGAGGAGGGACAGCGGCUGUCGAGAGACGAGGGUGGAGCGACGGGACGAUGGUGACGGACACACGCUCAUCGAGCAGGCAGAGCGGUACGACGGUACGUACCUCCUGUUAUCGCCCUUUCCGCCUGCCCCUCCCUCGACAUCCACGCCUCGAACCCCCACGCAUUCGUCUUCUCAGCCCCCUGGCUCCUCCUCGCAUGUGUGGACCGACUACUCCUCCCAUCCGCCCGCCCCUCCCUCGACUUGUGUACCCUCGACU
Heterobasidion irregulare TC 32-1 is the source of this 534-nucleotide messenger RNA. RefSeq lists its product as uncharacterized. NCBI's taxonomy places the organism in Eukaryota, Fungi, Basidiomycota, Agaricomycetes, Russulales, Bondarzewiaceae. The annotation marks the transcript as partial. The transcript has 2 exons. The record is from RefSeq and is a predicted model, not a curated record.